Messenger RNA from Microplitis mediator, 1325 nucleotides. RefSeq lists its product as uncharacterized. NCBI's taxonomy places the organism in Eukaryota, Metazoa, Arthropoda, Insecta, Hymenoptera, Braconidae. The transcript is spliced from 4 exons. The record is from RefSeq and is a predicted model, not a curated record. The coding region runs from base 1 to 1206 and encodes 401 amino acids.
AUGGACUGUAAUUUCCAAAAUUCAACGUACACAACUGUACACUCCUUCGAACUGGAGUACUUCGACGAACUCCUCUUUAUCAACGAUGCUGGGACAGUUAGUCCGAUGUUUAUAGAGUUUGCUUCAGGUUUCCACGUCAACGACGUUUGGAGCUUCAAAGUAGAGGUUAGCCACGUCGAAGAAGAUGAACACUGGAUCACCUUGGGGAUCCUUCCAUUGAAAUCGGAGCAUUCUGAAAUCAGCUUCGAGCUCGAAUGCUGUGUGGUGGGUGAGGAAGCUGUUGAAAACGACAUUGGACAUAAUGAAGAUUUAAGUCGUGAAAAUUAUCCUACAGCAUCCUCCACUUCUCAUGUUGAAAUAAUUGAUCAACCAUCACCAAUAUAUGAAUCGAUAAAUCGACAAGAUAAUAACCUGCAGCCAAUAGUCGUCGAGUCAAAUGAUCACCAAAAUCCAGAUUCAAUAGAUGUUGAAGUACUUGGAUCUCAAUUACAAGCUGCCAAUACAUCAGUUACUAACGAUCAUAGUAUUGAUGUUCCGAUUAUAUUUAAUGAAAAUUUUGAAACGUUACUAUUGAAACUUCAAGUAAACAUCAUGACUACACAAAAUAAUGAAGAGAAAAAAAAAAAAAUGAUCGAAAUGGAUAAAAUGUUGGCAUCUCUUGAUAUGAAUAUGAAUGACUCCUGUUUACCACCGGCAACAUCGAAUUCUGUACUACAAUCAAAUAUUGGAUGCUUGACAAUAUUUUCAAGCCAUUCACGUGGACGUGGAAGAGGCAGAAGAAACCGAGUCAUUGGGCUUUCUGCAAGUCAAAGGUCAACAAAAUACAAUUCAUUUCAAAACCUGAAAAACACCACUAAAGUAAUUGAAAUUCUAUCAUUGAUAAUAAAAGAUAAAAGUGUAAUAAACCGAAUUGUCUUAGGCUAUAAAAAAAUCAAUCACAACGAUUUGAUUCAUCUGCAGCCUGGCAAUAUUUGUGAUGCUUUGGCAAGCGAGAUAAUCACUGACGAUAUUAUCGAAAAAUUUUUUGAACCGGAUGCUUAUGCAAAUUACAAAAAUAUAAUAAAAAUGAAAUGCAACAGUGAUGAUUGGCAGUCCAAAAUUUGUGGAAGUAACUUAAACACUGACUACAGCGUAGAGUGUGAUCGAUGCCUUUUUUGGAGUCAUUGGAGAUGCGUUGGCCUAACUGAGGAACCUUUAAACGAGUGAUUUUGUCCACAUUGUAACAAGUAAUUUAAGUUAUAGCAAAAAACAAAUAAUUCUAUUUAAUGUAAAAUACGCUUUACUUUAUUUAACUAAAAAUGUAACAUAAUAAUAAUUAAUGUAAU